Molecule: messenger RNA, 1256 nt
Organism: Meleagris gallopavo (turkey)
Lineage: Eukaryota; Metazoa; Chordata; Aves; Galliformes; Phasianidae
Source: RefSeq, a predicted model, not a curated record
UGUCCCUAUUUUUGCCUUAGAAGUUUUUGCUAGAGUUCCCCCAUUAAGCUUUCCACCUUGGAGAAACCAUCAGCUUUAGUAUCACAGAAGCAGGUUCAGUGCUGGCUGUGCGUGACAGAGCCGACCUCUUCUCCCUGCAGCUCGAUGAAUGAAGUGGUGCACACCUCACCUACGAUAGGCAGCAACGUGGAAGAGAUCGUGGUUAACAACACGCGCUUUCUGAUGUGGGAUAUUGGAGGGCAGGAGUCCCUGAGGUCCUCGUGGAACACCUACUACACCAACACCGAGUUUGUAAUAGUUGUUGUGGACAGCACAGACAGAGAGAGGAUUUCGGUGACUAAAGAAGAACUGUAUAAGAUGUUAGCACAUGAGGACUUGAAGAAAGCAGGUUUGCUGAUCUUUGCUAACAAGCAAGAUGUUAAAGAGUGUAUGACAGUGGCUGAAAUCUCUCAGUUUCUGAAGCUGACUUCAAUUAAGGAUCACCAGUGGCACAUUCAGGCGUGCUGUGCUCUAACUGGAGAGGGACUCUGCCAAGGACUCGAAUGGAUGAUGUCAAGACUAAAGAUCAGAUGAUUUUUAAUGACCCCUUUGCACAGACACUGACUUAAAAAAAAAAAGCUGAACCUGUGGUUACCUUCACAGUGGCAGAAUUGCUGGGUUAGGUGUAUUUAUAAUGAACUGAUUUCAACUUUAUUUUCUACGUAGAUGCACACACAGAUGUACAUAAAUUCAGACCGUUCAGCAAAAAGAAAGAUGCAGGUGAUGGCUCAAGUUUGUUUUCCUGGUUGUUUUCCUCUGGAGACGCGUGUAAAAGUGGUGAUCCGCCUUCCUUCCGAGAUACAGCCACUGACAACAGUCUGAUGCUGAGUGUGGUGAAGAUGAAGCAAGAGAAAGAACUUAUGCUUUGGGGUUUUAUUAUUACAUUGUAGUCCUCUCUAGUCAAAGAUGUGGCUUCGUUAUUUCAGUAAAUUAGCAAACAAAUCAAUGGCAUAGAUACCAACUUUCCAGUAUUUUUAAAGUUACUGAUGUUACAAAUGCAAAACUAUUUUCCUGUAUGUGUACUGUACAUAUUUGUGUAUAUUUAUACCUCGAUUUUAGGUUAAUUGCAAUCUCUUCAGACCAGUGUGUAAAGCUGAAUCAGUAUGUUGACAGCAGUACUAACAUUUCACAUUGCCAACGUGUCACAACUUCUUUUCCUUCAUUACCUGUGUGGCUGUAAUGUCCAUCAGACACUUGGCUCACCACAACUUUAUAAA